Molecule: messenger RNA, 945 nt
Organism: Lytechinus variegatus (green sea urchin)
Lineage: Eukaryota; Metazoa; Echinodermata; Echinoidea; Temnopleuroida; Toxopneustidae
Exons: 2
Coding region: 47-442 (131 amino acids)
Source: RefSeq, a predicted model, not a curated record
UUCUCAUUUUGAGGUAUUCCUUCAUUUUUCAUAUCCAGGAACCGCAAUGUUCGCAAGACUCUUUCAGAAACGCAUUCUGCAACUGUCCACUCGAUUACAGAGCACCAACUCCAAACUGUUGCUGCUAACCCAGGCCCAGCAGACCUCGCCAUGCACAGCCAUUCUAACUUCACAACCUACCUGCGGAUACUACUUGUGGCAGCAAUCCCCGCACUGUCAACCACAAGCAAGUGGCUGUAACUUACCUACCUACGGCUUCCACUCGAUAGUUGGAACCAGGUACAUGCAGGAAGACCCCUUGGCUACAUCAGCUACAGAAGGCAGUUCUGGUAUCCCUGACCCUUCUCUUGGAGGACUCUCUUUGGAGGAUACCAGUACUGCAAGUGCUGAGGAAGCAGUGGAGGACAAGGAGGUCUUGUUUGAAGAUGAGAGUGAAAGUUGAUCCUUGUACGAAGCAUUGGGGAAUUACAGAAUUCAAUAGAAACAGGUAAUAUAUAUCAAUGAACGUAAUAUUGUAUUGUUUUUUGUGAAUAAUUAUUUUAUAGUAGUUUUCAAAGUAAAGCACUGCUGCCACAUUGAAUCGCGUGAUACAAGGUGAGACCGCCAGAGGCAUUCCACUUGUUUUUUGUUUACUACUAUUUCACUUUUCCUUUCAAAUAUGUCAUUCUUACAGGUAUUUCCAUUUUUUUUUUGCAAAGUCUGGGGUAAGCAAGUAAUAUCCACUCCUCUUGAAAGCUGACACCUAUCUGACAUAAGAUUCACCAGAGUUUCCCCAAGGAAUAUUACUGGAUAGUUCAGAUUCCUUUCUUGACCCACUGUCUAUUGAAACCAGUGACAUAAUUAUAGAAACUUCUGACUGGAAAUGUGAAACAUGAUAUCACAGGUAUUAAACAAGGUGGGUGGUAUUCUCAUUUAAAUUAACGAAAUAAAGGAUUUCAGUCCUCA